Cetraspora pellucida is the source of this 939-nucleotide messenger RNA. The record is from the annotation of a GenBank genome assembly. NCBI's taxonomy places the organism in Eukaryota, Fungi, Glomeromycota, Glomeromycetes, Diversisporales, Gigasporaceae.
AUGUUGAAACGUAAGGAUGCUCCCGAUGACAACAGUCAAGAUAGCAAAAAGCAAAAAACUAUUACCUCAAAACAAGUUUUUCUUACGUCUUGGAUUAAACAACCAUCUACUGGGGAAGUAGUAACUAAAGCCACCGGAAAAAUGAGUGAAGAAAUGAAAAAGUUGUUACGAAUAGAACUUGAAACCAUGGAUGGCGAGUGGUUGAAAGUAUUAAUGAACGAAAUACAAAAGCCAUAUUUUGUUGAGUUGAAAAAAUUUCUCGAUACCGAAAAAUCGAAUAAUAAGAAAAUAUUCCCUCCUGAGUCCCAAAUUUACAGCUGGUCAAGAUUUACGCCUCCUUCUACCGUCAAGGUUGUGAUUUUGGGACAAGAUCCAUAUCAUAACGAUGGGCAAGCUCAUGGUUUAUGCUUCAGCGUUCCACAUAACGUUCCACCACCACCAUCACUUAUCAAUAUAUAUAAAGGCUUGAAAAAUGAUAUCCCAACGUUUCAGACACCGAAACACGGGUAUCUUGCCAAUUGGUCUAAAUCUGGAGUUCUGCUUUUGAACACGUCACUUACAGUACGCGCACAUGAGCCAGCAAGCCAUAGUGGUAAAGGUUGGGAAAAAUUUACCGAUGCCGUAAUUCAAUAUCUAAAUGAGAAAAAAACCGGAUUAGUAUUUAUGCUUUGGGGUAGUCAUGCGAUUAAAAAGGGCAAAGUCAUCAAUAAGACACGACAUCUUGUUUUGGAGGCAGUACAUCCUUCUCCAUUAUCGGCACAACGUGGAUUUUUCGAUUGUCGUCAUUGGUCAAAAGCCAAUAAAUAUUUGAAGGAUCAUGGUCGUGAGGAGAUAGAAUGGAAUUGUUUAGUAGAAAAUAAGGAUUUACCUACUCCAAGUAAUGUAACUUCAGCAAUUCAACGGGACUCAACCAAUGUAGUCGAAGUUUGCGACAAGUAA